AUGAGUAUGCGCAAGAGCUCAAAAAAGUUGUCGGCAGCCUCCGGCUCCAUGGCCGGCGGCUCCUCGGAUGAUCUCUCUCUCAUCGGUGCCGGUAACUUUUACGAUGUCAACGGCUACAAGCCCGUUCUCAAGCGCAUCAACCUGGGUCCAAAGCGCGGCGAAGAGUUUGUUAAAAUGCUUCACGAACGCGCGAGCAUUGAGAAAGAGUACAGCAAAAAGCUCCAGGCCUUUGCCGACCGCUGGGAUGAGCGCGUCAACCAAAAGACCUAUGAAAAGUACACGCUCAGGGAUGCCUACAUGGCCAUCCUCGAUGAGACGCGUGCCAUUGCCGAUAUCCACACCAGUCUGAAGGAGGCGCUGUGUGAUCCUUUCAAAGAAAAAUUUGAGACUUUCCGCAAGGAACAUUACCCCAAAAGCAUCCUCCACUACAAGCCUUGGAAGCGCGCCCACUCUGCUUUUGAGAAGGGACAGGCUUCAUGGGCUUCCAUCAAGGGCAAGAUUGACAAGCACCGUGCCAACAUUGACAAGCAAGAUCAGUUGAUUGCCCAGCUGCAAGAGCAGCGCGCGAGCAUGGGCGCCACUGAGAAGCUCGAGUCGCAACUGAACAAAGCCGAGGCAUCCAAAAAGAAAUCCCUGGCUAAAAUGCGCCAACGCAUCCAGGACAUGCGCAACGGUCUUACCACUUCAUAUCGACGAGCGAUGGAGGUGGAGUUUAAUCGUUGCCAGGAAGAAGAAGGCCAACGCAUUCAAUUUUUCAAGGAGAUGAUGCUUGAAUACCACGCCAAAUCGGAUAUCAUGGCCCGUCUUCAAUCUUCACAUGCCGCUCUUCUGGAAGUUAUCAACAUUAUCAACGUCCCCGCUGAUCUUGCCAACUUCUCCAAAGAUUUUGGCGUCGACAUGCCCAUGCUUAUUCCCGAUGAUAACGGCCACUGGGUCUUGGAAGGCACCAAUGACGUGUAUACCGCACCCGCCGCAACAACCGUACCCGUAUCCCGUCAACCCACCCAAGUCUCCAUGCCCACAGGAGGUAGCCGCGUUUCAAUCCAGGUGGAUGAGGAGCCUGCCCCGCCACCACCCGCACCACCCGCACCAGCACCAACUGCGGGUGCUGUGGCUCCUCCACCAGCCCCUAUGCCACCGCCUGCUCCGGCCACGGAGCAGCCACCACCGCAAUAUCAAGAACAUCACUCAGAUGCCAGUCCCACGGAACCAAGUCAACUCUCUGCAGGCUCCCGCGUUACCGCCCUCUACGAUUAUGCUGCCAAUAGCCCUGAUGAGCUGAGUUUUGAGUAUGACGAUGAGCUAGAACUUCUCGAGCAACCCAACGAUAUUGAUGCGGGCUGGUUGAAGGGCAAGCUGAUUAGCACCGGCGAAGUGGGCAUCUUUCCUGGUAUGUCGCCUACGCCCAAUGUGCACCUUGGCACCGUUCAAAGGAGAUUCGCAUUCAUGAAAUUGUGUCUAUUUGCCAGCCAACUACGUGGAAAAAAGUGUUCUCUAAGUGACAAGACUGGCGUCACCAACAGGGACGUGCGUUUGAUGUUUCCUAUCGAGUAUUUCUCAGGCGCGCGUGACGAUGCAUAA
Messenger RNA from Monosiga brevicollis MX1, 1581 nucleotides. RefSeq lists its product as uncharacterized. The transcript is spliced from 15 exons. Lineage: Eukaryota; Choanoflagellata; Craspedida; Salpingoecidae. Gene Ontology annotation, molecular function: phospholipid binding; protein binding. Gene Ontology annotation, cellular component: endosome; plasma membrane; cytoplasm. The coding region runs from base 1 to 1581 and encodes 526 amino acids. The record is from RefSeq and is a predicted model, not a curated record. Gene Ontology annotation, biological process: regulation of endocytosis; cytoskeleton organization; plasma membrane tubulation.